This is a messenger RNA of Scleropages formosus (Asian bonytongue), 1908 nucleotides long. Its product is annotated as arrestin-C-like. The coding region runs from base 1 to 1908 and encodes 635 amino acids. Gene Ontology annotation, molecular function: G protein-coupled receptor binding. The record is from RefSeq and is a predicted model, not a curated record. The transcript has 20 exons. Gene Ontology annotation, biological process: G protein-coupled receptor internalization; visual perception; signal transduction. NCBI's taxonomy places the organism in Eukaryota, Metazoa, Chordata, Actinopteri, Osteoglossiformes, Osteoglossidae.
AUGUCGUACCCCUGCCUCAAGGCCGUGAGUCAUUGGAGGCAAUCCGAAGGGGUGGCAAGAAGCCCCGGGUCCCCGGUGUGGUCACAGCAGGAAAUUCAGUCACUGAGCCACACCACACCCGAUGACCCUGAGCAACAGCUCUACUCUCCAUUCUCCGGACCACCCUCAACGUGCCUGCCUGUCAAACAGCCCAGAGCCAAACAAAAGCCACCGGCGGCUGACGAGCAGGCGGAUUUCCCAUGCGGAGGAAGUGCGCCGCGAGAGCCGGGCUGGGGCGACGGCCCCCGGAGUAUUCAUGGUGCAACCAUCUUCACUGAGCUUGACUUCUGGAGCGCCUACAACCUAAUUCAAAUUAGACAAGGGGAAGAAUGGAAGGCCGCCUUUAGUACUACCCUGGGCUAUUACAAAAGGGAGGCUGCUGGGGGUAAAAGAGAGGACUGCUUCUCUUCUUCCUCCAGGGAUCCCACCGGGGCAGCAGAGCUCUUCUUCUUGGGCCUGGCUGCCUCUUCUGCAGUUUUCUUCUUUCGUAUCAUUGUCUUCAUCGUUGCUGCUGUCGUCGACCUCCCCGCCAACCUCCCCGCUGGUGCCUGGGAUGUCUUCAUCCCCCUAGUGCAACCCUGGGCAGGAUUGAGGAGUGGGAAAGUAUACUUCUCUCUGGUGGACUGGGAGGGGUAUGGCUUGGAGGAGCAGUCCUGGGUUCCUGCCCAUAAUAUCCUGGAUUCAGCCCUCAUCAAGAAGUUCCACAGGCUGCACUCGGACCGAUACGUGGAGGCCAAGAGGCCAUCCUCCCUCCCAGUGGUCUACAAGAAAACCAGUGGCAACGGCUCGCUCACCCUCUACCUGGGGAGGAGGGACUUCGUGGACCAUGUGGACACUGUGGACCCUGUUGAUGGGGUGUUGAAGGUUGACCCUGCUGAACUUGGAGACAGGAAAGUGUGGGUGCAGCUGGUCUGUGCCUUCCGCUACGGCCGUGAUGAUCUGGAUGUAAUUGGCCUGUCAUUCAGGAAAGACAUCUGGAUUCAGCAGUUGCAGAUUUACCCACCUACUGGCAAUUCAUCGCCAAAUACCCCUAUGCAGGAGGUUUUGCUGAAGAAAGCCGGUGAUCAAGGCUAUCCUUUCAUUUUCCACCUUCCAACCAACCUUCCUUGCUCAGUUACUCUUCAACCAGGACCAGAAGACACUGGCAAACCAUGCGGUGUGGACUUUGAAGUGAAGGCAUACAUUGCAAAAGAAGCAGAUAAUCCAGAUGAGCAGGUGGACAAGAAGGACACCUGCCGCCUCAUUAUUCGCAAGAUCCAGUUUGCCCCUGAUCAAACGGGCGUCGGGCCCAAAAGCAACAUCAGCAAGCAGUUCAUGAUGUCCGACAAGCCGGUCCACCUAGAGGCUUCUCUGGAGAAGGAGAUCUUUUACCAUGGAGACCCAGUCCCGAUUAAAAUUAAGAUUAAUAAUGAAACCAGCAAGGUGGUGAAGAAAAUCAAAAUAACUGUUGACCAAACUACAGAUGUGGUGCUCUACUCUGCCGAUAAGUACACAAAGAAUGUACUGAGUGAAGAGUUUGGGGAGACAGUUGAAGCAAACUCAACGUUUGAAAAAGCCCUCAGCAUUAUUCCCAUACUGGUCAACAAUAAAGAGAAGCGUGGUCUGGCGCUGGAUGGCAGGUUGAAGGAGGAAGACACUAAUCUGGCGUCCACUACCAUGUUGCGGCCUGGCAUGGAUAAGGAAGUUUUGGGAAUCCUGGUCUCCUACAAAAUUAAGAUCAACCUCAUGGUUUCCAGAGGAGGUAUCUUGGGAGACCUGACAGCAAGUGAUGUUAGUGUCGAGCUUCCUUUGGUCCUGAUGCAUCCCAAGCCUGCAGCCAACUGGAGUAAAUCUGCCCACUUAGUGAAGGUGAGGCCACUUCCCUCUUGA